This is a messenger RNA of Paramecium sonneborni, 1168 nucleotides long. The record is from the annotation of a GenBank genome assembly. NCBI's taxonomy places the organism in Eukaryota, Ciliophora, Oligohymenophorea, Peniculida, Parameciidae.
AUGUUAAAAUUAACAGAAAUUAUGGAUUCGACUUGCAAUUUUUGUGAGUAUCAAUAUGUACAUAAUUCACUAAAUUAGGACUUCGCAGUCAUAAUAAAAAAAGCUUUAUAUGAGAAAUAUUCCUCAUCACAGAAUUAUACUUAUAUUAGGAUAAUCAACGAUCUAAUAUUUGCUCGUAGAAGUCGUAUUACAAAUACAUUUAAAGAUUAUCUCUUUUGGGAUUAUCAUGAUGAAUAUAUGGAGAAUUACUUCCAUUCUCCUAAUGAUAUAUUAUAUGAUACAAUCAUAUCCAAUGUAUUACUUCUAACUUAAAAUAGACCAACAGUCUCAUAAAUUUGUGCCCCGCAUAUUUCAUACACCUAUUGCUAAAACCAUGGAUAAUUACUACCAUCCUAAAAUUAGAUAAUCUCGAAAAUACUCUAAUAUCAAUUCCAUUAGCGUUUCUAAAAUUCUAUAGAGUAGUCUCAUUAAAUAGUAUUAUAUACAUUUACUUAUUACUAGAUAAUAGUAAUUCAGUUCAUAAGGAAGUAUCUUUUUUAUCAAAAAUCAACUUAAUGAUAUUGUUACCAAUAGUUCAUUAUCAUUUCAUACCAUUAAUAAGUAAUUAUAACUUAUUUAUAAAACUAUUAGUAAAUAAGAUGUUGCCCUUUAACUUAGAUUAAUUUACUAAAAAUUUUGUGAUAGAAGAUAAGAAACAAAAAAAUUGAAAUUCAAAAAAAAAAGUUUAGCACAUUCUAUUGAUAAAGAAACUUAAACUCAACCAUUUCAAUAUAUACCUAUCAUCUAUCAUAAAGAUAAAUAAUUUCUAUAAAAAAUUAUCAAAUAACAAAAAGAAAAAGAAGCAACAUAAGUUUAGUUUCAAAAAUUUAACAAACUUAAUAAAACUUCAAGAUGUAGAAAUAGUGUUGAAAUUCAUAAUAAUAGAUAUGGUUCUGCAUCUAAAAUAUCAUAAUAAUCAACUGCUAGAGUUUAUGAAUCAAAUGCAUCCAGUAGAUAUAAUUCGACUGCAACUUAAUAAAAACUUAUUCGAUCAUAACGUACUAAAUCUUAAACUUAAGAUUCAAAUAACAUAACUAAAGCAUUAGAAAGUUAAUUUAAUAAUCAAGUUGAUGUUAGAUAAACAUUAAAGAAAUUUGAUAGUGGCAUAAAAUAAAAAAAAGUUAAAUGA